Octodon degus (degu) is the source of this 1778-nucleotide messenger RNA. RefSeq names its product chloride intracellular channel 2 (gene Clic2). Lineage: Eukaryota; Metazoa; Chordata; Mammalia; Rodentia; Octodontidae. The record is from RefSeq and is a predicted model, not a curated record. The transcript is spliced from 6 exons. Bases 276 to 1016 code for a protein of 246 amino acids.
UACACACCCCUUGGGCUCCUCCUUGAUUCAAAUGUUAGGUCAAGAGGAAGAAGAAAAACAAAUUCAAGAGCUGCUCUUAAGCGUCUAGAAAUUCUGCACCCCACCUCUCAACAGGAAAGAUUAGACCCUGAUUUGACUUAGUCCACUACAAGCUAAAUUGCCCUCUUAAAGUGCCAACAUUCCUUCAACCUUUGGAUACAACUGGAAGAAGAAUCCAUGGUAUUGUAGCUUCUGCUCGAGGCAGGGGUCUGAAAACCAGCAGCAAAAACGGAAAGAUGGCGAGCCCAAGACCCAGAACUCCAGAAGACCCUGAAAUUGAGCUUUUUGUGAAGGCUGGAAGUGAUGGUGAAAGCAUUGGAAACUGUCCCUUUUGCCAACGCCUUUUCAUGAUCCUCUGGCUUAAAGGAGUUAAGUUUAAUGUGACCACUGUUGACAUGACCAGAAAGCCUGAAGAGCUGAAGGACUUAGCCCCAGGCACCAAUCCUCCCUUCCUGGUGUAUAACAAGGAACUGAAAACUGACUUCAUUAAAAUUGAAGAGUUUCUAGAGCAGACACUAGCUCCUCCAAGGUAUCCUCAUCUGAGUCCCAAGUACAAGGAGUCCUUUGAUGCAGGCUGUAACCUCUUUGCCAAGUUUUCUGCAUACAUUAAGAAUACACAAAAAGAUGCAAAUAAGAAUUUUGAAAAAAAUCUGCUCAAAGAAUUUAAGCGUUUGGAUGACUACUUAAAUACCCCACUUCUGGAUGAAAUUGAUUCAGACAGUGCUGAGGAACUCACAGUUUCCAGAAGAUUGUUCUUGGAUGGAGAUCAGCUAACACUAGCUGACUGUAGCUUGCUGCCCAAGCUGCACAUCAUUAAGGUUGCUGCCAAGAAAUACCGUGACUUUAACAUUCCAGAAGAGUUCUCAGGAGUCUGGCGCUAUCUGCACAAUGCCUACUCCCGUGAAGAAUUUAUUCACACAUGCCCUGAAGACAAAGAAAUUGAGAACACCUAUGCAAGUGUGGCUAAACAGAAUUAGGACAGCUCUUCCAGGAAAGAAAGCUCUCUUUGCUAUCUGAUUUUACUUACCACCAUAUUAGAAAGAUUUUUGGAAAUAGGAAUAUGAAAAUUAUUGUUUCAUCUAUCCAACUCAUUUAUGAAAAGGAAUUCUAUUUUCUGUAUCUAGUUAGCCAUAAGCUGCCCACUGUACAUUUUAUAUAACUUCAUAUUUUCACCUCAUUUUCUUUCUGUGACAAAUCAUUGUGAUCUUCAAGGACAAGGAAAGCAUUGAGAUCUUUUGGCUUUUGCUUGAGUUCCUAGAAUGCAUGAGCUAAGUAGAUUUAUGAAGUUACAAAUGACAUAGUAGAGCCACAACCUCAAAUUGCUCCUUAGAAAUAAUUCCACCUAAAUCAUUAAAAUAAUUUUACAUUUGUUACUUUAAUAUAUACAUGAGUUUGUUUCUAGUGUGAAUAAUCAAAUGAGUGAAAGAGAAUAUCAGAAAAGUGAAUUCUAAAAGGUUUGUUUAAAAAUUCAGUAAAUGAACCAAUUGGUUUUGAACAGUAUUCAAGCAUUAAAGACCUAGAAAUAUGAUUACUUCAUACUCAGAGAUGAGAUUAUGCUGUUGAGGCCAGAUUAUAUAAUUGCUAAAGGACCAAGGACUCACUUGAUAACUUUAUUUUUAAAAUUUAUUUACUUUUGUUAGGACAUGUUUAUAGUACAUAAUGAUAGCAUUUACAAUGAAAGAUUUGCAUAUGUACAUAACACAUCUUAAUUCUUUUUUCCAUCCCCUUCCCCCCUCCAA